UGGCGUGACGUCAUCUCCGUGAGCCGGGUUGGCGCUGAAACAGUGUGGGGCUUGGACCGCUGGGUGGGCGCGUCCAGAGGCCUGAGCAGGGAAGGGUAAUGAGGCUGUUACGCCCCUUCUCCGCGUCUUGGCGGGAGCCUGACCCCCUACUUGUUCCCUAACGGGGUGUUCCGCCGGCUCCCGCCGGGGCCUAGACCUCCACAGCCGCCCUCCGUCUCCUCAGCCCCGACGCUGCGCCCGCUUUGUGCGCAUUUUUCUCUGGGGAAACUGAGGCUCUGAGUGCGAAAGUCAGCCGAGGUCGCCCCACCCAGGACAGAGGAGGGCUGGGGUCGACUGAGCCGCGGCAUUCCUGGGCCCCGCUAGGGCUGCAGGGUCCCAGGAUGGCAGCCUCGGCGCAGGUAUCUGUGACCUUUGAGGAUGUGGCUGUGACAUUCACCCAGGAGGAGUGGGGACAGUUGGAUGCAGCCCAGAGAACCUUGUAUCAGGAGGUGAUGCUGGAGACCUAUGGGCUUCUCGUGUCUCUGGGCUGUCCUUUGUUCGAACCAGAGCUGAUCUACCAGUUGGAUCGCAGAGAGGAGCUAUGGAUUGUUAAGAAAGACCUCUCCCAAAGCUCCUAUCCAGGUGACAACACAAAACCCAAGACCACAGAGCCUAGCUUUUUUCACCUGGCCUUGCCUGAGGAAGUCUUACUCCGGGAACGACUGACACAGGGAGUCUCAAAGGACUCCCAGUUAGGGCAAGCCAAGGAUCAAGGUGGACCAUCUGAAAUGCAAGAAGUCCACUCGAAAGUAGGGAUAGACUCCCAGGGGGAGAAGCUCCUGGAGAAAAUGAGUUCUGAACGUGAUGGUUUGGGGUCAGAUGAUGGUAUAUGUACAAGGAUUACACAAAAACAAGUUUCAACAGAAGAUGAUCUCUAUGAAUGUGAUUCACAUGGACCAGUUACAGAUUCCUUGAUUCGUGAAGAGAAAAAUUCCUAUAAAUGUGAGGAAUGCGGGAAAGUGUUUAAAAAGAAUUCCCUCCUUGUUCAGCAUGAACGGAUUCACUCUCGAGUGAAGCCCUAUGAAUGCACAGAGUGUGGGAAAACCUUUAGCAAGAGCACUCAUCUUCUUCAGCACCACAUCAUCCACACCGGGGAGAAGCCCUAUAAGUGCAUGGAGUGUGGAAAGGCUUUUAACCGCAGGUCACACCUCACACGGCACCAGCGGAUUCACACCGGAGAGAAGCCUUACAAGUGCAGUGAAUGCGGAAAGGCCUUCACCCACCGCUCCACUUUCGUCUUGCAUAACAGGAGCCACACUGGAGAAAAACCCUUUGUGUGCAAAGAGUGUGGCAAAGCCUUUCGAGAUAGGCCAGGUUUCAUUCGACACUACAUCAUCCACACGGGAGAGAAGCCCUAUGAGUGCAUUGAGUGUGGGAAGGCCUUCAACCGCCGGUCAUACCUCACGUGGCACCAGCAGAUUCACACUGGAGUGAAACCCUUCGAAUGCAACGAGUGUGGAAAAGCCUUUUGUGAGAGUGCAGACCUCAUUCAGCACCACAUCAUCCACACCGGGGAGAAGCCCUAUAAGUGCGUGGAGUGUGGGAAGGCCUUCAACCGCAGGUCACACCUCAAGCAGCACCAGCGGAUUCACACUGGGGAGAAGCCUUAUGAAUGCAGUGAAUGCGGAAAGGCCUUCACCCACUACUCCACUUUUGUCUUGCAUAAAAGGACUCACACUGGAGAAAAACCCUAUGAAUGCAAAGAAUGUGGAAAAGCUUUUAGUGAUAGGGCAGACCUCAUUCGACACUUCAGCAUCCACACUGGAGAGAAACCCUAUGAGUGCAUGGAGUGUGGGAAAGCCUUCAACCGCAGCUCACACCUUACGAGGCACCAACAGAUUCACACUGGAGAGAAACCCUAUGAAUGCAUCCAGUGUGGGAAGGCCUUUUGCCGGAGCGCAAACCUUAUUCGACACGCCAUCAUUCACACUGGAGAGAAGCCGUAUGAAUGCCGUGAGUGUGGAAAGGCUUUUAAUCGCAGCUCCUCCCUCACACAUCAUCAGCGGAUUCAUACUGGGAGAAACCCUACCAUGGUGACAGAUGUGGGAAGACCUUUUAUGACUGCACAGACUUCAGUCAACAUCCACAGACUUUUAUUAGGGAAAGAGUUUUUGAAUAUCACCACUGAAGAAAAUCUGUGGUGAAAGGAACAUCUUACCAUCUGGCCAUUCAUACUGAAGAGAAACUUCAUAAGCAUCCUGUCUGAGAAAACCUGUCAUAGAUUAUCAUUUGUCAUCUGAACAAUCAUGUUAGAAAUUGAAGCAGCCUGGAGUCUUAUUCUCCAUCUGAGAAUUCACCCAUGAGAGAGACCCAGUGGUUACUAUGCACUUAGGAAAACCUUCAGCCACAUCUUUCUUCUUAGUUUACAGUGACAUAUUAUCUCAGGGAUAUUUAAACAAAGGAGAAGGAGAUAUAGGGAAGAGGAAUAAAACACAGCUUCUUUUAGACUUGUCUUACAAGCCUAUGGCAAUUUGUCAUCCCUUUUUUAUUUUAUUUGGGAGAGGGAAAUGUUUCAGAAACAAAAAAUCUCAUCCCCUUUAUUUUUCCUCUUUGUACAUUCACUGCUGCCCAGUGUCUGAACAGUUAAGACGAAUGGGGGUUUGAAAACAUUUGGUGAAAGCUUCCUUAGUCCUGCAACAUUCUCCACUCUUGAGGUGUAGGAGCAUACAUCUUUAUAAAAAAUAUGGAGGCUUGAGUUAUGAAACACUUUUAUAAGGAGAUAAGGAUGUAUGUAUGUUUGGACACAUUGUCCACUUCAGAUGCUUGUUUAAAAAAACUUUCACUGGAUGUCUUUACCCAAUACACAUACUUUUUCUUGAUGUGGGUUUACUUUUUUUUUUUUUUUUUUAGUUUUCCUGGGAUAGGGAUGAUAGUGUAAUUGUUCAUGCACAGAGUAAUCCUGGGCGGGCAUCUUAGUUUUUUCCCUAUGAUUGUGGUUUCUCAGCUUCUUUACCUCUCCUUUGAGAGAGUUAGAUCCACCUCACUUUUCUAAAGGUCAGAUUAAGGCCCCCAAAAAAUACAGUAUGUAGCUGAAUUCAUUUAAAAGAUCGUGAUAAACUCAGAAAAACAAACACAUAGAAGGAAUGUCAUUUUUAAUCUUUUUAAACAGUGUGUGAAAAUUCUCUUUAACUGGAAUUUUAACACGUAAGCCAGCAUGCAUAUAUGUAGGUAAGUGUGACUUUCACAGUUGUCACCAUGGACUUAGGCUUGAUUAAAAUGAUACACAUUUAGAGCAUUUUGGAAUUCCUUUUUGAUAACAUUUUUAAGACUAGAUUUUGAGCCACAUGUGAUAGUAUUACCUCAUAUUAAAAAUAUAUAUUGUACAGUAGUAAAAAUAAUCAUGUAUUCA
Macaca mulatta (Rhesus monkey) is the source of this 3388-nucleotide messenger RNA. It is a transcript of the gene ZNF543, whose product is annotated as zinc finger protein 543. Gene Ontology annotation, molecular function: RNA polymerase II cis-regulatory region sequence-specific DNA binding; DNA-binding transcription factor activity, RNA polymerase II-specific. The record is from RefSeq and is a predicted model, not a curated record. Gene Ontology annotation, biological process: regulation of DNA-templated transcription. Lineage: Eukaryota; Metazoa; Chordata; Mammalia; Primates; Cercopithecidae.